GUUCUGCUGUGAGCGCUUCCAUUCGGUCACACCGGGCAUAUCUCCACCAGCGGAAUCUGAAAGCAUUAGGCGCUGUCAGUGCUGCGAGGAAAAGAGAGGCUGUUUAUCUGGAGAACAAAUUCAUGGAAAUCUGCUUUUUAUUAUUGCAAUGGUGGAAUGAAUUUGGACAGAAUCGCAGAGACCGUGAUAUCCCCACCGACGCGCGACAUGGCCUCUACGUUUCACUUGCCGAGAACUGCAAACAACACUCGAGAAACGUUGGAGAACUCAAGCAGCGAGUCAUCAGAUACUGAAAUAGCAGAAAAGGAGAGGAGCGUAGAACACAGAAGUGACGAUGGAAACGCAGAUGAUCCCAAAAAGAAGAAAGCGAGGCGGCAGAGGACUCAUUUCACCAGCCAGCAGCUGCAAGAGCUCGAGGCCACCUUUCAGCGGAACCGCUACCCGGACAUGAGCACGAGAGAUGAGAUAGCUGUGUGGACCAACCUCACCGAGGCCAGAGUCAGGGUGUGGUUCAAAAAUCGCAGGGCCAAAUGGAGGAAGCGUGAACGCAACCAGCAAAUGGACCUGUGUAAGAACAGCUACCUUCCCCAGUUCAGUGGACUCAUGCAGCCCUACGACGACAUGUAUCCUGCCUACACGUACAACAACUGGACGAACAAAGGACUGACCCCGGCUAAUCUGUCCACAAAGAACUUCACUUUUUUCAACUCAAUGAGCCCACUCACAUCCCAGUCAAUGUUCUCAGCUCCUAACUCCAUCUCCUCUAUGACUAUGGCCGGAGGUAUGGGGGGCCACUCGGCUGUACCGGGGAUGCCAACUGCGGGCCUGAACAACAUCAGCAAUUUUAACGGAAUCGGCACCUCUACAAUCAACUCAGUCAUGUCCUCGUCGUCCUGUCCGUAUGGGCCUCCCGGUUCCCCUUACAGCGUAUACAGAGACACAUGUAACUCUAGCCUUGCGACCCUGAGACUGAAAUCGAAACAGCACCCAACCUUUGGAUACAGCGGGUUGCAAAGUCCCGGGUCUAGCCUUAAUGCCUGUCAAUACAACAGUUGACGCAUCAGCCGUGAUGAAAAUAAUUUGCGGACAGCCUAGCCUACCUGCGAAUGGGGCGAAAGACAACUAAACUGGAUUAGUUGCAAUCAUUUAUUUUUCCAAUGGAUUAUGCGGGUUGUAGCCUAUGUGUUUACCAAUGAACUUGUAUGCUACAACAAUUUAUAUGACCAUGUUUUUUGGAUUUAAAAGUGAUGAUGAAGACGUGUUACAUUGCAACAUUGUACAUUAGCCUACAUAAUAAACAAACAAAGGAACUCCUAUGCAUGUUCACUUACUUCCUUUGAGGGCUCAAACCCAUUUGAACAUGGCUUGUAUUGGUCUAGGCCAGCGUUUCCCAAACUCGGUCCUGGGGACCCCAAGGGGUGCACGUUUUGUUUUUUGUCC
Molecule: messenger RNA, 1440 nt
Organism: Coregonus clupeaformis (lake whitefish)
Lineage: Eukaryota; Metazoa; Chordata; Actinopteri; Salmoniformes; Salmonidae
Product: pituitary homeobox 1-like
Exons: 4
Coding region: 157-1056 (299 amino acids)
Biological process (GO): regulation of transcription by RNA polymerase II; anatomical structure morphogenesis
Cellular component (GO): nucleus
Molecular function (GO): RNA polymerase II cis-regulatory region sequence-specific DNA binding; DNA-binding transcription factor activity, RNA polymerase II-specific
Source: RefSeq, a predicted model, not a curated record